Colletotrichum godetiae is the source of this 2093-nucleotide messenger RNA. RefSeq lists its product as uncharacterized. Bases 247 to 1905 code for a protein of 552 amino acids. The record is from RefSeq and is a predicted model, not a curated record. Lineage: Eukaryota; Fungi; Ascomycota; Sordariomycetes; Glomerellales; Glomerellaceae. Gene Ontology annotation, molecular function: poly-pyrimidine tract binding; pre-mRNA 3'-splice site binding. The transcript is spliced from 5 exons. Gene Ontology annotation, biological process: mRNA processing. Gene Ontology annotation, cellular component: commitment complex; U2AF complex; nucleus.
GCUUGACCUCUUCAGGGAAAAAAGUUCCAGCCUCGCGCCUGUGGACUGGUCGACUGCGCCUCUGCCUCACGCGGCAAUCUUCAACUCCAUUGUCAAUCGCCUUUUCUAGCCUGCGUUGCCCAUCGUUAACGAUUAGCCUUAUCACGCCACGCGCAAUCGCAAUCAUGAACGGCGACGGCUACUCUCGCGGUAAGUCCAUUCGUCGUCUGAAAGACCUGACUCUACAUGUGUUUCUGUGUCUAACCAAUGCCUUAUGGGGGAAAAGGCCGAGGAAAGGGAUCUCGCGACUAUCCGAGAGACCGUGAUGAUAGACGCGGUGGUGAUAGAGACAGACACCGAGACCGAAGACGUUCCCGUUCCCCCUACGACCGAAGCUCUAGACGUCGCGAGGACGAGGACAGUUACGCGACAAGUCGUAGCCAUCGCGAGCGCGAGCGUGAGGAUAGAUACUCUGGGCGCGAGAGACGUGGUGGAGAUCGAGAGUGGGAUCGCGACCGCGGAUCUUCCAGACGCGAUGCUAGAAGAGACGACGACGAUCGCCCGCGGAGAGAUCGCGACCCGUACGACGACAGACGCCGAGGCGGAAGAGACAGAAACGAGGAUGCCGGGUUCGGCCGCCGUGAACAGCAACAACAACAACAACGCCAGCGUAGCGCGACGCCACCUCCCAAGAAGAGGGAGCCAACACCUGAUCUGACAAACAUCACUUCAGUCUUGGAGCGCAAGCGACGUUUGACUCAGUGGGACAUCAAACCCCCCGGCUAUGAGAAUGUCACUGCUGAACAAGCCAAGCUGUCAGGCAUGUUCCCUCUGCCCGGUGCUCCUCGCCAGCAACCCAUGGAUCCCAGCAAGCUCCAAGCCAUCAUGAACCAGCCAGGUGGCCAAGUCAACAGUGCCGCGCUGAAGCCGAGCAACUCGCGCCAGGCUAAGCGUCUGCUCAUCAACAACCUUCCCCCAUCCACGACCGAAGAAACCCUCCAGAACUUCUUCAACUUGCAGCUGAACGGCCUCAACAUUAUCGAGAGCACAGACCCUUGCACUAGCUGUCAGGUUUCAAAGGACAGCUCCUUCGCUGUGGUUGAGUUCAGAAACGCUUCCGAAGCCACUGUAGCGCUGGCUCUAGAUGGAAUCUCGAUGGAAGCCGACGAUGCUACAAAUGGUGCAGCGGGUAGCCAGGGCCUCGAGAUCCGUCGUCCGAAGGAUUACAUUGUUCCCGCGGUGGUUGACGACGUCCCAUACGAGCCGGGCGUCGUUUCCAACACGGUGAUCGAUACUCCAAACAAGAUUAGCAUCGUGAACAUGCCCCCUUACCUUUCAGAUGAACAAGUCUCGGAGCUUUUGGUGUCGUUUGGCGAGCUCAAGGCGUUUGUUCUUGUUCGUGACAGAAGCACAGAAGAAUCUCGGGGCAUCGCAUUCUGCGAGUACGUUGAUCCAGCAGCUACGGACGUGGCCAUUCAGGGUCUCAACGGUAUGGACCUUGGAGACAAGAAGCUCAAGGUUCAGAAGGCCAGUGUCGGUGUAACUCAAGUUGCUGGAGUGGAAAUGGGAGUCGCAGCCAUGUCUAUGCUGGCUGGAACGACUUCAACGGACUCUGAGGAAACUCGUGUUCUGCAACUCCUGAACAUGGUUACUCCAGAGGAAUUGAUGGACCCCGACGAUUAUGAGGAAAUCAAGGAGGAUGUCCAGGAGGAGUGCGCCAAGUUUGGCAACGUUCUUGAUAUCAAGAUCCCUCGUCCUGUGGGGGGCAGCAGACAAUCUGCCGGUGUUGGCAAGAUCUUUGUCAAGUUCGAGACCAAGGAGUCGUCCAAGAAAGCGCUCCAAGCACUUGCAGGACGCAAGUUCGCGGAUCGCACUGUUGUUACCACGUACUUUCCCGAGGAAAACUUCGAGGUCGGUGCCUGGUAACCGUUUUUAUUCCGGCACAGGGAACGGGGGAGAUAACAUAAUCAAAAAGGCAAGGGCUGGCGGAAAAGGAACAUUCAGGCCGAUCAUACUUUGGCAGCCUUGUAACCACUGAAAAUGCUGUACCAUAAUUCCGCGAUGCGGGCCGCGGACGACAGGGACGGGAGCAUCCACUGAGUCGCGAAAUUGCA